AUGUCUUUCUUGGAACUUCCCCUAGAGCUUCGUCUCAUUAUCUACGAACAUGCAGCGGUCGAGGGGGCAGCCGUGACGAUUGGAGUUUGCGAGCUGACGGGCAAGGGUGCUGACAUUGUUCACCGAGUCUAUGGCGAUGAACGCGCUCCUCUGCCAGGCCUCCCACCGAACCACGAGCCCGCCGUCAUAUCAACCUACUCAUCGCGUCUCCUCUCCGUCUCAGAUCCUGCCCGCGUCGAUGCGUCCUCAGCAUCAAGUCCAGCUUUACAUCAUUCAACCUUGUCUUCGCUCCUACUGCUGAAUCACCAAACCAAUGCCGAGUUGAGCACUCACUUCCGACCAAAGAACAACAAAGACACCAGUCUCUUCGUACAAUACCCACUUGGUCUGCACGUCUUCAAGACAAAAUGUCCCGACUUGAUACAGCACGCUCGUAGCAUCCAUAUCGCCGGCAGCUGCCCCAAGCCCACAUCCCAGUCAGACCUCGAUCACUUGGAUCAGCUGGCAGGUCUCGUGUCUACAACUCUGGCCAAGUCCCCACGGUUCCCCAUCGAAAAGCUCGAAGCUCGCAUCUAUUUCCCAGGCGAGAAUUCAUAUCCCCGCGUGUGGGACGACUCCAGUCCUGCUUCUGUCAUCUUGCGCAACGUCUGCGGAGGUUUCAUCGACAUGGAGGUCGCAAGAGGAAGACACGGCACUGGCGUCUACGUCUCAGUACGAUCCCACCCGGACAACAAGAGGGUCAUAUCCACAGUCUGGAGGAGGCUGGUUGAGGGAGACCAUGGUCAGCCCAGCUGUGGUGACUGGGCUGUCGACAAGCAGUGGCCUGAGUGGAACUCUGAGUUUACGCCCUCAUCACCCUUGCCCUGA
Messenger RNA from Aureobasidium namibiae CBS 147.97, 867 nucleotides. RefSeq lists its product as uncharacterized. Lineage: Eukaryota; Fungi; Ascomycota; Dothideomycetes; Dothideales; Saccotheciaceae. The transcript has a single exon. The record is from RefSeq and is a predicted model, not a curated record. Bases 1 to 867 code for a protein of 288 amino acids.